Entamoeba nuttalli P19 is the source of this 813-nucleotide messenger RNA. RefSeq lists its product as hypothetical. The coding region runs from base 1 to 813 and encodes 270 amino acids. NCBI's taxonomy places the organism in Eukaryota, Evosea, Mastigamoebida, Endamoebidae. The transcript has a single exon. The record is from RefSeq and is a predicted model, not a curated record.
AUGGAAGAUAUUGACUUAACAAAGAUUGAAAAAAAUAUUUCAACCAAAGUCAAAAACGUUCUAAGAAAAUAUAACUAUAUUUACGAGAGUUGGGGAAAUCUUCUUAAUAAGAUAGACGUGGUCAAACUUGAAAAUAAAGAAUUAAAAAAUUCUAUUAUUGAAAAUACAGAAAAGAUUAAAGAGAAAGAAGAUCAAAUUAAUAAAUUAAAAGCUUCUAUUGAAGCAGAAACUAUAAAGAAAGAAAAAGAAAAACAACAAAGUAACAUUAAUAGAAAAUCAAGAGAACCAACUGUCCAAGAAUUGGUAUUGUCCCAAAAAACACAAAAACAGAAUAUUGAAGAAAAGACGACUAAUGAAGCACCUUCUUAUGUUAUUACAAAUAUUCUUAAUAAUAGUUUUCAAAAUAGUCUCAUCUUCAAUUUAUAUUAUGAGGAUAGACAAGUAGAUAUUAGGAAUAUAAUUUGGAGUACUUUAUCAAAUUCAUUAAUCUUAUUUGAAACAGAAGAACUAAAGUAUUUUGGGAUUUUUAUGAAUCAAGCAUUUUUCUUUUUAAUAGACUCUAGGAUAGAAAUGGUUCAACCAAAUACAUUUAACUAUUUUGACAUCCAUUUAAACAAUGAACAGCCAUACUUAUUUAUUGAUAAUUAUUUCUAUUUAUUUAAAAAAGAAAUAAUUAUCAAUGACAUUGAAAACCAUGUUAAUCCUUUAUUCAAACAAGUAGUUCGUUCUUGGAUGACAAACCAAAUAGACACGAAACAAACUACUAUUAAAAUUAGAAGAGUUUUUAUUUGGAACAUUAUUCAAUUAAUUUAA